Molecule: messenger RNA, 476 nt
Organism: Panicum hallii
Lineage: Eukaryota; Viridiplantae; Streptophyta; Magnoliopsida; Poales; Poaceae
Exons: 2
Coding region: 58-384 (108 amino acids)
Source: RefSeq, a predicted model, not a curated record
GGUAUUCCAAUACUAGCUCAGGAUGUUAGAGAUGUUUUUUCCAAAAAGGAAAAGUGCAUGGGGAAGACAAUAGAGUCUGACAAUGAAUAUGACCCAUCCUCUGACAUUGAUAACCAAUGUGACAGUGAUGAUGACUACGAUGAUGACCUAAAUAAUGAGGAUAAUACUGAGGUGAGAUGCAUUACUAGGCCAAUUAACAAGUACGAGCGAUGGUUCCAGGAACUCGCCCUAAGAAGCAAAAGACGGCACAAAUGGCGGCUGCAAACCAGCUGCCACCGUGCUCGCCUACCAAAUUUACUAGGAAACAGGCAGCCAGACCUACUGGAGGCCGUCCACCACCUAGGGAUGCAAACCAGCUGCCACCAUGCAUGCCUACCAGAUUGACUAGGCAACAGGCAACCAUGGCAUCGCCUGGAGGCCGUCCACCACCUAGGGAUGCAAACCAGCUGCCACCGUAUAUGCCUACCAGAUCGACU